AUGUUUAACAGCCAUACGCAUAUUAAUGGGGAAACCCCAGCGGCCCAGCAGCUCAGUGAGGCCGAGUUCCGUGUUAUCAAUCAGUUGCGACGCUUGCAACAGCAGCGCGCCCAGUACGUACCCGUCAUCGGUCGUCAUGAGCCAUUGGGGAUGAUCAGCUACGACGGUCGCCAGUUCCUUGAAAUUCGUCAAAAUUUUUCACCCAUUCUGGUUCCCACUCACAUGCUGACCACAGUACGCACAUUUAUUGCUCAGAACCUGCCGCGGCACAUACGGUCUUUGGGUGCACAAACGCAGUCACCGCCACAGUCACCACCAACCUUGCAGCCACCAUACAUGCCGACUAGCCCUCUGUCAGAAAUAUCGCAGACUCCACAGACACCGCAGCCAGCUUUCAGGACGGGCGCUUCAUUUUACGACAGCACUUCCCCAUUGGGUUUGAAUGGGAUGGGCAUGUCAUUAGCCCAGCCAAGUGCACCAGUAUCCGAGCCGGUUCCAAUUCCUCAGAUUGACAACAACUCGGCUCUGCUCACUUCUUUGCCAUCCAACUUUGCAACUUCGAUUUCAGCCAUGACCAAUGGCGGGUUCAACCAAGCGACAUCGCCUCGCCAAAACAGAUACAUAAGUGCUGAGGAUUUGCUUACAGCGGAAAUUAAAAGCAAGGGCAGUCUGGUCCAUUCUAGGUCCCCAUCUAUAAGCGGCAAGGUAUCGAAGCGCUCGGCAUCAACCAAACUGCUCAAGUCGCCAAAAAUGUUGCAGCGUGGCCAGGAGUUUAAAGGCCAAUCCAUGCAAACCAAUCGUGUCAUUCGUGAGGACUGCGUGGACGACGAGACCAUCGAGGACGAAAAUGCUGAUUGCAACGACAUGGACAUUGCCCUUCGGAAGCAGAAGCCCGGAAUCAGUGUUGAAGCAGCAUCGUCUGUUAUUGGCAAGAGUUGGCGCGAGGAGUCUGAGGAGGUUAAAAGUAUUUUCAAGGAGUUGGCCCAGGUUGAGCGCGAGAAGUACUUUGCCAAGAAGAAGCGCGUACUGGCGCGGCAGAAGGUCAAGAAGGCCGAGCGCGACGAGGUGACAUUGUCGCCAACUCCGCGCAGCCCGCAGAAAGCGCCCGAGUUGCUGCCCAAGACUAAAGCGCCCAGCCAGAUAAUCUUUUCCGAGUCACGCGGUCUGAGCUCGUUUGCACCCGAGGCCCUGGCCGAGGGUUCUCUUAAUGUCAUGUCGUACCAAGACCACUCCAAUUUGCAAAUGUCGCAGCCUCGAAAUGUGAAUGCACUCACUUCAGACCAAGUCGCAGUCAACCUUGACAACAAUGGCCAUCGACCAGCCCUUGCCCGCAGCUUACAACAAUGGCAGGAAUGGCAAUGGAAGUGUCGAUAUCACUAA
Molecule: messenger RNA, 1380 nt
Organism: Kickxella alabastrina
Lineage: Eukaryota; Fungi; Kickxellomycota; Kickxellomycetes; Kickxellales; Kickxellaceae
Exons: 3
Coding region: 1-1380 (459 amino acids)
Source: RefSeq, a predicted model, not a curated record